AUGAGAAAGUAUCCGAAAUGGCAUGGAGUGCAUGAUCUGAAAGAGAAGGUUGAAAUACAUGUGGGACAAUUAUUUGCAAACCCAUCUAAGUUUAAAGAGGCACUACAGUUGUAUGCAGUACAGAAUUGCUUCGAUUAUACAUACAUGCAUAACGACAAACAGCGUGUUUCAGCCUAUUCAAACCGAUACAUCGAUAGCUUCAGAGAUCAACCAAAUUGGAAGGCUAGUGCUUUGAAAGAGGCGGUUCGAAGGGAUUACAAUGUGGAGCUAACUUUGCUUGCUUGCCACCGUGCCAAACGAAUGGCAUUGAAGUUAUUAGCCGGAUCAGAUGAUGGGCAAUACAAACUUACGAGAGCAUAUUGUAAUGCACUACGUCAGUGGAAUCCCAGUAGCUCAACUUACAUACAAAGAAAUGGGCUAUUCUUCAAAAGGAUGUACGUUUCCUUAGAUGCUUGUAAGCGGGGUUUCUUGGCUGGAUGUAGGCCGAUGAUAUGUGUGGAUGCCUGCUUUAUGAAAGGUCAGCAUGGUGGGCAGCUACAUGCUGCCAUUGCACGGGAUGGGAAUAAUGACAUCUUCCCAAUAGCAUAUGUUUUAUGCGAGACUGAAAGUAGAGGCACAUGGACAUGGUUUUUGAACAGUUUGUUGGAGGAUAUUGGGAAUCCAAGGGAGCACACGUGGUCAUUUAUGUCGAACAAACAAAAGGGGCUGAUGGAAGCCAUAGAGUACCUGAUGCCUGAUGUGGAACACAGGCUAUGUGUUCGACAUUUGCAUGCAAACUUCAAGAACAAGGGUUACAAGGGCAAAGCGUACAAGGAUGCAUUGUGGGGUGCAGCUCGAGUAAUAAAUGAAAAUCAAUUCAAGUACUACAUGUCAGUGAUAAAAGGAAUAGAUACUGCAGCCAAUGAAUACAUUGCCAAUGUGAACCCAAAGAUGUGGUCAAGGCAUGCUUUUAGGGAGACCAGUUGCAGUGACAUACUUCUGAACAAUACAGCUGAAACUUUCAACGCAUGGGUACUUGAAGCUAGAGAUCAGCCCAUUCUUACUUGCAUGGAGAUGAUAAGGCGGCAACUGAUGAAUCGGAUUAGCCAAAAAAGAAAUGGUGCUGCAACAUCAACCAAUAUUAUUUGCCCUAAGAUUGUGAAAAAAUUAGACAGGAACAAGUCAGAUGCUAGGAAUUACAUCUCCCACUGGAGUAACGACUUGACAUUUGAGGUUGACCACAGAAAUGAAGCUAGGAGGGUUGUCAAUUUGAAAUCAAGAACCUGUGGAUGUUGUAGGUGGCAAAAGAAUGGGAUUCCAUGCCCUCAUGCUUGCUGUGCAAUUUACCAAAAUAGGGAAACUCCAGAAAAGUAUGUAAGUGACUGCUACUUAAUGGAUACGUAUAAGAAGUCAUAUGCAUAUAGCAUCGAGCCGAUGCCUAACCCUAAAGAUUGGGCUAUUAACAAUGAUGACGAAGUCACACUGCCACCUUUACCCAAAAAACAACGAGGUAGGCUGAAGAAGCUGGGCCACAACGCUAGGAGUUGCACCCGACCACAGAAUCCAAAUAGGAAGAUAUACCCAAAGAAGGUUAAGAAGCCACAACUGAACAUUGACACUGAGGGAGGUACCUCACAAACAAUGCAUCCAAUUGACAUACCCCAAUCAACUGCCACCGCAAGUGGACAAAGUAGAAGGCUAAGGCAUCACAGCCAGUGGGGCAACACCAACCUCAUCCACAGUCAACACAAUUCAGGGCAACACAAUAGGGAAUGCAAUUGGAAUGUAGUUGGAAUGUGA
Messenger RNA from Corylus avellana, 1779 nucleotides. The record is from RefSeq and is a predicted model, not a curated record. NCBI's taxonomy places the organism in Eukaryota, Viridiplantae, Streptophyta, Magnoliopsida, Fagales, Betulaceae.